Molecule: messenger RNA, 1990 nt
Organism: Hippoglossus stenolepis (Pacific halibut)
Lineage: Eukaryota; Metazoa; Chordata; Actinopteri; Pleuronectiformes; Pleuronectidae
Gene: mkrn4
Product: makorin, ring finger protein, 4
Exons: 8
Coding region: 50-1216 (388 amino acids)
Biological process (GO): protein polyubiquitination
Molecular function (GO): ubiquitin protein ligase activity; metal ion binding
Source: RefSeq, a predicted model, not a curated record
UUUCUAUUGGUUGGUUGCUAAGUAAAUUGGCUGAUAACUAGACGGUGUGAUGGAGUGCGCUGCUGCGGGACGUGCGGGAAUCACACGGAGGAUGGAGUCUGGUCGCAGUGGAAGCAUCUGCAGGAGUUUCUUAAGCGGCUCUUGCAGAUUUGGUCCAAGGUGUCAUUAUCGCCAUGAGUGGCCAGUCAUACCGUCAGCCCAAAUAUGUAGACACUUUCAGAAAGGUGGAUGCUGGUAUGGCGAUCGCUGCAGGUUUAUCCAUAUCCUCCAGCCUGUAGUGGAUGCAGCUGUUGCAGGCAGAAGGAGUUCGGCGCCUACAGUCUCCUCCUCGCACGUGUCCCACGCUCAGCCUGACAGAAGAAGGUCGGAGCCUGCUCUUCUGCGGGCUGAGGUGACGUCCAGGCAGGAAUGCAGCAGAUCAGAGGGGAUGUUUCACAUCUCAGAUCCUCAACGCAACACCGGACGUCUGCCAAUAAAUAUUCCUGUGGAACAAGCACAAGAUAUUCACUCUCCAACUGCUUCUCGGGAAUCGGUCCAAACAUCAGAUGCUGCUGAAGCGGGGGCAUGUGAUGGUGGAAAUGAGCAGUUUUUGGGGGUUCAGCAGACUUCUUCCACAGAGACGACAGAGGAGGGGGCUACGGCUGCAGCCUUUGCGAGCCAGGGGGAAGGGGAGGAAGGGGAGUCUUUCCUCAACAGUAAAAACAUGACCUGCGGCAUCUGCAUGGACAAAGUCUACGAAAAAACUGAACUAAGCGACCAACUUUUCGGAAUAUUGCCAAACUGCAAUCACUCCUUCUGUUUACCAUGUAUACGGACCUGGAGGAAAACAAAAGACUUUGGGCAGGAUGUGGUUAAGAGCUGCCCACAGUGUCGAGUGAGAUCUGCCUUUUACGUGCCAAGCAAAUACUGGGUCGCGGGAAAGGAAAAGGAAAAUGUAAUUGCUGCUUUUAAAGAGAAAUGCAGACAGAAAAGCUGCAGUUACUUUGCACGAUACAGAUGCUGUCCCUUCAAAACGGAGUGCCUUUAUCGACAUGAUAAACCUUUACGUCGAAGAUCGUUCCAGUAUCCUACAGAAGAUAAAGACGACUUUGUGGGUUUAGCCCUGCUGGAUUUUUUCAUGGACAUGGCCCUCAGUGUUGAGUAUGAUGAUGAUAACGAUGACGACUUUGAGGCCUAUUACACCCUUUUCCCCCCACGUAUGGAGUACGGAUUCUGAGCUUUUUUUUCAUUCUUCUUGUCAUUGCCUGAAACCACUGAUGGGGGCCUCGUCCUUACACAAUCAUUGGUCCCAGGAGAACACACAGUUGUGUUCUGACCCUUCUGCCCUCCUUGUUUAAGUAUUGAAACAACUUGUGAGUUGCCAUUUAGAGGACAAGGGGAAACAACCACGCACCAUGGAGUGCCAAGUGUGUUCAUGUUAUUGAUUAGUCAGACUACAGCAGACGAUUCAACCACAAGAAGAACUAAUCUGUGAAAUUAGCUUCUACUGUCUGCUUGAAAGUGAAAAUAAGUCGCGUUACCUCUUCGUUGCACAUAGAUCAUUGACCUUACCCCCAGAUACAAAAAAAGCAACAAAGAUUUGUCCCCUCUAAUAAUUUUGUGUUUAGUCUGUGACUUCCUGAUUAUUAAGGGUUUACCCUCCCAUGGCUGUCGUUCUUCAAAUAUGUUGCAGAUUGUCAAAUUCCCCUGAACCGCUCCAUGGAUUAAUACGAUUCCUAACCUGUGACCUCUUUGCGAACAAUUUGCACCAUUUUGAUAUUUUAAUAGUCUUAUGUGAAUGGAAGUUUUAAUCGUCUAAAGAUAAAAAGUGUACUGUGCCCCUUCUUCCUGAUGUCCACAACCGAUAAUACCUGUCUCAAGGGGUAGUAACGAAAACCAUUUCCUGGUUUUGGCUUGAAUACAAAUUGUUAAGAUUUUAUUUCUUUUAAACAAGUUGUACUUGUACACGUAAAAUAAAACAUUGCUUCACAUUGUCUCUCUGAAAAAAGCC